CUCCCUAUAUGAAACCCUAAAUCUCUCUCUCUCUCUCCGAGAUUAACCUUCACUCGCCGGAAAAAAUGGAGUCCUCCAAAUUCUUUGCCCUCUUCCUCAUUCUCUCCCUCUGCAUUUCCUCUUUUGUCCCUUCCCUCUCUUGCGGCUCCUGUAACCCUCCCAAGGACAAACCGGUCCACAAAAAACCUCCUUCCUCCUCCCCAAAGCUCCCUGUCCCUCCUGUGACCGUCCCGAACCUCCCCGUACCACCCGUGACCGUCCCCAACCUCCCUGUCCCUCCCGUAACCGUCCCCAACCUCCCAGUUCCUCCGGUGACCGUCCCGAAUCUUCCCGUCCCUCCGGUGACAGUUCCGAAGCUUCCCCUUCCUCUGCCGCCGUUGCCAGUGUUGAACCCACCGGCGACCGGAGGAAAUCCAUCGCCAUGCCCGCCGCCGCCUGGGAAGGCCGCAUCGUGUCCGGUGGACACAUUAAAGCUAGGGGCUUGCGUUGAUUUGCUUGGAGGGUUAGUGACGAUAGGGCUUGGGGACCCAGCGGUGAACAAAUGUUGUCCGUUGGUCCAAGGGCUUGUUGAAGUUGAGGCCGCAGUUUGUCUUUGCACUACGCUUAAGCUGAAAGCCCUUGACCUCCAAAUUUACAUUCCCAUUGCUCUUCAGCUUCUUGUGACCUGCGGCAAGACUCCGCCUCCGGGCUACACCUGCUCUCUUUGAAGGAUUUCGAGAUUGGUAGGAGCUUAAAAUGGCAUGAGAGGAUGCCAAAAGUCUCUCGAUUUCUCUAUUUAUCCAGUUUUAUCAAUAAUUUUUUUAUGUUCAUUUUUAUUUUAAUAUUAAAGCAUCAUUGAUUCUC
This is a messenger RNA of Tarenaya hassleriana, 843 nucleotides long. Its product is annotated as 36.4 kDa proline-rich protein-like. NCBI's taxonomy places the organism in Eukaryota, Viridiplantae, Streptophyta, Magnoliopsida, Brassicales, Cleomaceae. The transcript is spliced from 2 exons. The record is from RefSeq and is a predicted model, not a curated record. The coding region runs from base 66 to 707 and encodes 213 amino acids.